Molecule: messenger RNA, 880 nt
Organism: Camellia sinensis
Lineage: Eukaryota; Viridiplantae; Streptophyta; Magnoliopsida; Ericales; Theaceae
Source: RefSeq, a predicted model, not a curated record
GGCCGAUAUACUCCAAUGUACCCACCAUCAUCUCCAUUGUUCUCAUCAGUUCUCUCUGUCCACCUUCACUCCUCUAAUCGCUCACACGCAUCAACCACCCUUAUCUCUAACGCUCCCUCCAGAACCACACUCUCUGCUCUCAAAAUGGCCACUGGAUGUGUGCACGAAGUUCUUCCACCUGCUCUUGAUUCUACUUCAGAUCCACCUGCAAUCUUCGAUGGGACGACAAGGCUGUAUAUUUCCUACAUAUGCCCAUAUGCCCAACGUGCGUGGAUUACCCGAAACUGUAAGGGAUUGCAGGAGAAGAUAAAAUUGGUUCCUAUUGAUCUGCAAAACAAGCCAACUUGGUACAAGGAGAAAGUUUACCCGCAGAACAAGGUGAAAUUAUUCUAAUGCAGUCAGUGCUUUAUGGGUAUUUCGACGAAUGAUGUAUAUGAAAUUGUUCCAAAUGGUUUUAUAUGAUGCAAAAUGAAAUUCUCUGAAAUGUCAAGUAGAAGAGUCAAAGUGAAUUACAAUAGAAUGACUUCAUUGCUUGAAUAUUACAGAUUUACAAAAACUUGAUGGCUUAAUUUUAAGGGAAACUUGUGAGAAUUUAGAAAUCUUACAACUCGGUUAUGAGCCAAACAAUGGAUAGUUCUGAUAAGAAGAUGAAAUUGAGAUGAGACAAAUAGGUUGCUAAUAGUUGUGUCAGUAUAUAAUACACACUAGCUGCGGGUGCACACACAAUGCUACGUGCAAAGAUCUAUAGUUUAUGAUGUGUGCAAAGCUUUGUAGUUUAUAAUGAAUAGAAACCGUCCAUGUUUGUGAAGUUUUAAAUAUCUAAACCCAUUUGAAUUUUCACAUGACCGUUCUCAAACUAAUCAAUUGUUGGGGGCAUUUU